AUGAUGGUGGAGGACGAGGAGCUGGAUGCGCGUGCACUUGAGCUGGACGCGGACUUGGAGCCGCGCAGCCGCCCGCGCUCGUGCACCUGGCCGCCGCCGCCGUGUCCCGAGGACUUCCCCGCGGCCACAGAACUCAACGGGGCUCCUUGUCCACUGCUGAAGACGGAAGCCGAGAUCGGGCCGCCGUGCAGAUCAGGGAGGAAGAGUGCGAACCUCGCCGAGGUGAAGCGCGAAGCCGGAGCCGCGCCAUUGCCAUGUCUGACCGGCGCUGCGCUCGAGGUCUCCGGGCAGCUGCGCAAAGCCAAGUCAUCACGCCGGAACGCAUGGGGGAACCUGUCAUACGCGGACUUGAUCACCCGCGCCAUCGAGAGCACACCCGAGAAAAGGCUCACCCUGUCGCAGAUAUACGAUUGGAUGGUGCGAUUCGUACCUUAUUUCAAGGAUAAAGGAGACAGCAACAGCUCGGCCGGAUGGAAGAACUCCAUACGCCACAAUCUGUCACUCCACACCCGCUUCAUCCGGGUGCAGAAUGAAGGCACAGGGAAGAGCUCCUGGUGGAUGCUGAACCCUGAAGGGAGUAAGGCUGGGAAAGCUCCCCGGCGACGGGCUGUCUCCAUGGACAACAGCACCAAGUACCUGAAGUGCAAAGGCCGUAUAAACCGCAAGAAGGUGCUAGGCAGAGCAGUGGUGGGGACAGUGGGGCAGGGAUUUCAUGGCUCCCCACAGCAGCCUAGUCCAACAGGGAAGCCUGCCACAGGAGCAACAGGUGUUGGGGAGGAGUUUGAGGCAUGGACUGAUCUCCACUCUCGGACUAGUUCUGUAGCCUCCACACUGAGUCUGUCUCCCAUUAUGGCAGAGGAUGAGUUGGAAAACACAGAGGAGGGUAGGUUGUCCUGCUCCACUUCCCCACACAUCUACCCCAGUCCCUCCAGCACUCGCUCACCUGUGGCACAUUGCCCACCUGUGGAGUUGCCACAGUUAGCGGACCUCACUGGAGCCAUCAGAUUGGAAGAAGGUUACCAUCACCAACAGCCCCCAUGCCACAAGCGCCCCCCAUACCACUACAGCACUGGGUCAAAAGUUCAGGGCUCCUACAGUAGCCCUGCCUAUGGACAAGCAGGCAUGGGCAUGCUGUGCCACCAAACACCAUUGCAGACCAUCCAGGAAAAUAAGGCCUCCAGCUUUUCCGGCAACAUUCAGACUUACUCAGGCACAAAUACCCUACAUAAUCUGCUUAUUGGAGGCUCACAGUACUGUGUUAAGGACAUGAUGCUUGGCCAGGAGCAUGAGCCCAUGAUGGUUCCUUCUAGCAGUAGGGUGGGCAACUGUCAUAGCCAUAACUCUGGGCACACCCACAAUAGCACACAUGAUCAUAACCCUGCUCACAGUCACAACAGCACCCACAGUCUCAACCAAUCACACAGCCACAGCUCUGGUUCAAACAUAGCCAACAACCCCAAUCAUAGCCACAGCAUGAAUCACAACAUGAGUCACAGCCUGGGACAGAAUCAUCAGACUCAGAGCCAUGCUGUCCAUGCUCAACCCAUCAGUGGCCACAUGCAGUCAUACAGCCAUAAAGCUCCAUAUUUGUACAGUCCUCCAGUCCAUGCACACCUUCCUGCCUCAACUACUCUGCCCCCAAAUCCUGCUGGCAUGCAGGGUAUCUCUCAGGACUCUUGCCACCUAGCCACUGCACCACACCCUCAUCCCCGCUACAGCGCCACAUACCCAGGCCCACACCAGCAGGCAAUGACUGAUGGACCAUACCAUCAAGCUCAGGGAAUGGGGGGAGGAGGCAGUGGUUACCAAGGGUACCACCACCCCCAUCACGGCUACCCUCAUGAGCGGCUACCAGCAGACCUAGAUCUGGACAUUUUCCAUGACAGCCUGGACUGUGAUGUCGAGUCUGUUCUCCUCCAUGAUAUGAUAGACUCAACAGAGGAGAUAGACUUUAAUUUUGACUGCUCCCUGGCACAGGGGAUGGGUGUUGGGAUGGGCAUGGGCAUGAGCAUGGGACUCACAGGCCCACAACAGAGCCACAGUAACCAGAGUUGGGUGCCUGGCUAA
Neoarius graeffei (lesser salmon catfish) is the source of this 2067-nucleotide messenger RNA. It is a transcript of the gene foxo6a, whose product is annotated as forkhead box O6 a. The transcript has 2 exons. Gene Ontology annotation, biological process: regulation of transcription by RNA polymerase II. Gene Ontology annotation, molecular function: DNA-binding transcription factor activity, RNA polymerase II-specific; RNA polymerase II cis-regulatory region sequence-specific DNA binding. The record is from RefSeq and is a predicted model, not a curated record. Gene Ontology annotation, cellular component: nucleus. NCBI's taxonomy places the organism in Eukaryota, Metazoa, Chordata, Actinopteri, Siluriformes, Ariidae. Bases 1 to 2067 code for a protein of 688 amino acids.